AGCAUGGCAAAGGGAGAGAAAUGCAAAUGAUGUGUCAAAGCUGUUAUCUUUUUUUUCAUUAUGCAAGAAAGAUAAUCCACAGUUUUUUUCAGACUUUCAACUGGACAAAGAAGGGAAAAUUUUAAGCAUAUUUUGGUCCCAUGCUAGCCAGCAAGCCGAGUAUAUUAAUUUUGGUGAUGCAGUUACUUUUGAUACUACACAUAAGACUAAUAUGUAUGAUAAGCCAUUAGGCAUGUUUGUUGGUUCGAACCACCACCUACAAUGCACAAUAUUUGGGUUUGCUUUACUAGGAGACGAGACAGUUGAUACAUUCGAGUGGGUAUUCAAUACGUUCAAAACAUGCAUGGGAUGUGACGAACCACGAGUGAUGCUGACAGAUCAAGACCCUGCCAUGCCAAUUGCACUUGGCAGAGUAUUCCCAAACACAAUACAUCGAUUGUGUUUGUGGCAUGUGCAAAACAGGUAUAUGCCCCACUUGAAUGAAUUAUAUGCAAGAUUUGAGGACAUGGAUUUCAAAACAAGGUUCCAAUCUAUAAUACAUCAUCCAUUGAAUGAAAUGGAGUUCGAGGUUGCCUGGCAAAUGAUGCUUGAUGAUUUCCACCUACACGAGAACAACACCCUUGCCAGAUUAUAUGAAAUACGCAAAGAUUGGGUACCUGCAUUUUUCAAAGGAGAUUAUUGUGGUCUUAUGGUCUCUACACAACGAAGCGAGAGCAUGAACAAGUUGGUGAAGAGUGCCCACGUGGAUGCAAACACACCGCUUCAUCAAUUUGCAAAGCAAAUGAUGAAGCUAUUGCAUAGUAGGAAGAUGAAAGAGGCCAAAGAGGCACUAGGAUGCAUGGGUCAAAAGGAUACAACUACAUUGUAUAUGUUUGAAAUAAGAGUAGCAAGGGCAUACACUAGAGCUGUGAUGACAAGGUUUCAGGAGACAGUAAAAUAUGCAACUGCAUACCGAAUAGACCGUGAUACAGAGGGUGAGGAACAUGAUUGGGUGGUGAAACAUACUACAAGAUCAAAUAAAAUUGUUUGGGGUCAACACCAAUUCAAGAUAAGGGCUGAUGUGGAUGCCGGAAAGUAUUCAUGUGAGUGCAAGCAUUGGGAGCAUACAGGUCUAUUUUGUGUUCAUCUUGUACGCGCUUUCAUGCAUCUACAAAUUGAAAGGAUCCCAAGUGAGUAUAUUUUGCAACGAUACACAUACUCCGCGCAUCAAGAUGUGGCUUUUUCAAGAGACGAUAGGAAUUUGAAAGGAAAAGAUGGAGAAACUAGAUCAUAUAGACAGAAGAUGUUGCUUAAAAAAGCAAUGAAAGUAGUACACCAUGCGAGUAUGUCUAAACCUGGGAAUGAUAAAGCCCUAGAGAUGAUGGACGAAUUAUUAGGGUUAUUGAUGCGUGUGGAGCCUGAUAUAGGUACUGGUGAGAGUUGUGGCACAAGUGUUUGCGAUGACAUCCAGGUCGAAGCGUAUGAAACAGAAGAAAUGGCUAUAGACAACUUACGCAAAUUAGAUGAUGGGAACGAGGAAAUUUUAAUGGGCUCUAAUACAAAUGAAUGCAAUACUAAGGAUGAUCAAUGUAAUAUGCAGAUAUUAACAUUGGAACAUAACACUGACAUUCGGCUGGUUGAGAGUAGUUCUAUGGAUGUGGAAGCUAGAAAGAUAGGUUAUGCAGUUAUGCAGCAAUCUGACUGUACAUUUAUGCAGCAAUCUGACUGUACAUAUGCAGCAAUCUGA
Zea mays is the source of this 1726-nucleotide messenger RNA. Its product is annotated as protein FAR1-RELATED SEQUENCE 4-like. The transcript has 7 exons. Gene Ontology annotation, molecular function: zinc ion binding. Gene Ontology annotation, biological process: regulation of DNA-templated transcription. The record is from RefSeq and is a predicted model, not a curated record. The coding region runs from base 212 to 1726 and encodes 504 amino acids. Lineage: Eukaryota; Viridiplantae; Streptophyta; Magnoliopsida; Poales; Poaceae.